UCUCCCAACUUCCCAUUUUCAUCUCCCUCUAAUCACUCUUUCUCUUUCUCUCUCCUCUCAAUCUUCAUCUCCUGCAAUUGUUUCCUUAUUAUACCAAACAUUAAUCUGAAUUUUGUUACAAAAAUUCCAUCUCUUUCUCUUCAUUUUAUUCCUCAUAUAUCAGUACAAAAACAAAAAACAUGCCAAAUUCAAAAGAAACCCACAUAGUAGAAAUCCCAGUACACCAAGAAAACUAUCAAAAUCAACAAACAAAAACAGCAAUAAUAAUCCAACAACACCCAAUGAUGGAAAUCUCACAAAGUCCAGGUCAUCUCCUCCUCCUUAAACUAUGGCAAAGAGAAGAACUCCUCUUCACCCGUCGUAUCUUAUUAAACGAAACUAAAUUAGACCAUCUUCGUCGCGAGAUCUUCCAAUUAUGUUGUUAUUUCCUCGUCUUUCAUUCCUUUAUAACCACCCUACUCUUCACUUCUUCCUCCACGGGUGACGCUCAUUCGAGCGUCACCCGGUGUCACAAAUGGUGGGUACCAUCAAUAUUUGCGGCAGCAAGUUCAGGUGCUAUUGUUUUCUUGGUUCAAGUGAAGUUGUGGAGGUAUUGGAAGGUGACUGAAAGGUUGAGAAGAGAGAAAAAUGAUAGUAGAACACUUGGGAGAUCAAUUCAAGAAUUAAGGAUGAAAGGAGCUAGUUUUGAUUUGUCUAAGGCGAUGAAUUUUGUAAAUAGUAAAAAGGCUAAGAAAAGUUCUAGUGUUGAGAUUAAAUGGAAGCCUAAAAUUUGGUGUUCUAAUAAUUUAGUUACUUUUUGUUUAGUUUUAUUUGCAGGUCUUGCAUUUCCUGCUCCCAAAUUGUUUCUUUGCAUCAUCUAAUCUAAUUUGUGGGAAAUGCUGGAGAUUUGACAUUUUUGAAGUUGAGGAUGAAGCAUUAUGGUCGAAUUGACUAAUUUAACACAAUAAGUUAGAUAUAUUGUAAAAAAAAAUGCUUCAUACUUUAUUUAUCUUUAUUGAUGUCAAAUGGGAAAAUCUAGGGGUGGGUGCAAUUUAUAUAGUUAGAGCACCACUGCUUGUGUGCUAACAUUAUCUUUAGUGGGAUAAUUAGGCAAUUCAUCAAUUCUUUUAUUCAUCUAAUUUAGUGGAUAAUAAUGAGGAUAUACAAAAUUUUAUCAAUUCUUUUAUUGACAUGUUAUUACUUUAA
This is a messenger RNA of Beta vulgaris subsp. vulgaris (sugar beet), 1185 nucleotides long. RefSeq lists its product as uncharacterized. The transcript has 2 exons. The record is from RefSeq and is a predicted model, not a curated record. Bases 180 to 860 code for a protein of 226 amino acids. NCBI's taxonomy places the organism in Eukaryota, Viridiplantae, Streptophyta, Magnoliopsida, Caryophyllales, Amaranthaceae.